This is a messenger RNA of Paramisgurnus dabryanus, 6305 nucleotides long. Lineage: Eukaryota; Metazoa; Chordata; Actinopteri; Cypriniformes; Cobitidae. The record is from RefSeq and is a predicted model, not a curated record.
UCUCUCUCUCUCUCUCUCUCUGGUUCCGGUCAGAACUCGGGUCCAGUAAACCCGAAUCAAAAUGGCGUCAGCCGGUCCACCCGACAUGGGCUUGUCUGCCCCUCCAGAUCUGAGGACUCCGUUUUGGAGGCUGUUGACCUCUCAGAGAGGGUCCAGCGGGGUUCGAAAGAUGACUGCAACAGAGGGUCCUGGAUCAUCUCAAAGUAUGAAGAAGACCAUCGGUCACCGGGGAGUUGACCCCACAGGAGAAACAACUUACAAAAAGACAACCUCCUCUGCCUUGAAAGGUGCCAUCCAGCUUGGGAUCGCACACACAGUGGGCAGCCUGAGUCAGAAGGCCGAGAGGGACGUCCUAAUGCAGGACUUUUACGUAGUCGAGAGCAUUUUCUUUCCCAGUGAAGGAAGUAAUUUGACUCCAGCGCACCACAAUGGCGACUUCAGGUUUAAGACCUAUGCCCCCAUUGCCUUCCGCUACUUCAGAGAGCUCUUUGGCAUCAGACCUGAUGACUAUCUGUACUCUCUGUGUAAUGAUCCAUUGAUCGAGCUGUCUAACCCUGGAGCGAGCGGGUCGAUAUUUUAUGUCACCAGCGAUGAUGAGUUCAUCAUUAAAACAGUGCAGCAUAAGGAAGCUGAGUUCCUGCAGAAACUACUGCCUGGCUACUUUAUGAAUCUGAAUCAGAACAAAAGAACGCUGCUCCCAAAAUUUUACGGCUUGUACUGCGUGCAAGCGGGUGGGAAGAACAUCCGUAUGGUCGUGAUGAAUAACCUCUUGCCAAGGAGCGUGCCUAUGCAUCUCAAAUACGACCUGAAGGGUUCUACGUACAAGCGGCGCGCCUCUCCUAAAGAGAUCGAAAAGAACGUCCCCACUUACAAAGACCUGGACUUCAUCCAGGACAUGCCCGAGGGCAUCCAGCUUGAACCAGACAACUACAACGCCCUCUGCAAAACAAUCCAGCGGGACUGCCUGCUGUUGCAAAGUUUCAAGAUUAUGGACUACAGUCUGUUGGUCGGGAUCCAUAACGCCAAUCAGGCAACUCGUGAGCGGACGGGGACAGUGGAGGGUGGGGUGUCUGAAGGGGCAGUGACGCCGGACCACAGAAGGCCACAGGUUCAAAAAGCUCUGUACAGCACUGCAAUGGAGUCCAUACAGGGAGAGGCCAAAGGGAAAGGAUCAAUGGAAACAGAGGACCAAUGGGGAGGAAUCCCAGCACGUAACAGCAGAGGAGAGAGAAUACUGGUUUAUAUUGGAAUUAUUGAUAUCCUGCAGUCAUACAGGUUUAUAAAAAAAAUAGAGCAUUCCUGGAAGGCCUUGGUUCAUGAUGGGGACACAGUCUCCGUACAUCGACCAGGAUUCUACGCCGAGCGAUUUCAGCGUUUCAUGUGCAACACUGUUUUUAGAAAAGCAUUAAAAUCAUCCCCAUCAAAGAAGAGUCGAGGAGGCUGUUCAAGUGUCGUCAGACGGCUUCCUAUGGGAAUUGCUGCUCCCGCCCCCAGCGGAACGUCGGCCAUUGAUGCCAGACUCCUGUAUCGUACUCACCUUAACCAAUCUGAUGUGGAGGGGGACAGUGGCAUGCAGUCGGACAGACCGGACCUGCUUCCGCACAGCUAUCCUUUGGAUGGAAGCAGUGAGUUUGCUGAGACAAAUCUAUCAAAUUCAUCAUUAGGUAGCACAGGAAUGAUAUCUUCUUCACCUCCUCAAAGGUCAGUAGGGGUGGAGGUGCACAAAUCUGCAGUCACGGAGGCUGACAAUGGCGCCCCCCAAAGCAUGGGAGCCGAAUAUUUAGAUGAGCAAUUAAGCAGCGAAGACGCAGUUUCACUACAAGACAUCCCAGAAACUGAAAUCUGCUUUUAAGAACAGAGCGAUGAGCGGGACAGAAGAGCAGACGGCGGGGCGUAUCUGAGCGCUUGUAUAAUGGAGGUUUUCUCUGAAUGGGAGCUUUGGGUCUUCAGCACAAGAGAUCAUAAAAAUGUAUUUCAAAAAGACAGGAAAUGAAGAGAAAGCCUUGGAUGAGAGAGGUUUAAGUGGCUCUCUCCUGCACAGGUGAUGCUGCUAAACCACAGAUGUUAACCACAAAGUUAUGGGGAAAGUGAAAUGAGAUAUUUUAGUCACACGUUUUACUAUCUUUGUGUUCCCUAAACACACUCAAAACUGAACAAGCAGGAUGCACAAACUAAUUUUAGUUGUUUUUUUUCUUUGUAGUGAUGGGAGGUAGAUACACUCACGCACGUUAUAUGCAGUCAGCACCACUUUAUAUUAUUGUUGGUUUAUUUUGCAUAAAUCUUUAUUUAUUUAGGUCUUUAAACCUGAAGCUUCUCUCUGAACUGGUGUGAUGUAGAUGAGUAGCUGCUAGCGCUCCAGUGUAGAUAUAUGCAUCACACUGCAUUAAGUCAGCGAUAAAUAGAGACACCUUACAUUUCUUCAGGCAUGUCUGUACAUAUACAUAUAUGAAGGCUUAUGGUGAACCGAUGAGAGCUUCUCUUUGGUGACUUUUUCCAGCUCUUUCUGUGUUGAGACAGCAUGUGCCCUUAUAGAGAUGAAAAACUGACCAAAAAUGAUUCCCGGUUGUUAGAAAGCAGAACGCAUUUUUAUGUUGAGAAUGUUAUAUAUGACCCUAGAGUAUCUCCUAUAUUUCACGGUUGGCAUCACUGUUGCUUUCGUUAUUGCCUUUACUGUGUUGUUCUUUGUGCAUUUACAGUGCCUCGCGUUCGAUUUGGCGUGUGCGCGUUUAAAGUUUUCGUUCUUAAUUUCAGAUGCAAUGUGUUUGUGUUUCUAUGCAUUUUUCUCCCUACUCAUGGCAAGUUGUCUCUGCAAAAUUGGACCAAUAUCAAGUUUAGCAAAACAGACAGAGUGACUUUCCUAUAAAUGCAGAUUUUGUUGCCAUGCCAUGAGCCUCCAUAAUAUUCAUGUACUGUAUUUGUGUAUAUAUCUUUGUAAAUAAUUAUUCAUUGUGUUCAUGUAUGUAUUACGACAAAAUGUUACUAAUGUGCUCUUAUAGCACAUCAGCUAUUGACUGAUUGAACGAUGUGCCAUGACGUCUUCCGAUCACCUGCCUUAAUGCAGCUAUAAAAAGCAAUGCAUUGGUAUGAAAACUCAUUUCUGCUGGAUACAGAAAUCGCAAGGCCUCAAAAUACACGGACCAAUGUGGAUAUGCAUGCAUUCGCUUCAUGUACCUGCUACAGAUGCUAAACCUCAAAAACGCAUUUGUAUUUUAAUGACCUUUUCACACUAACCUGAAUUGUUUUCUGGAGGUUUAUACAAUCAUGUAAUGUGUAGACAUGACAAUUUACAAGAGGAAUCGAAUGUAAAUUGAAAUUACAUUCCGAUGGGUUCUCGGUCGAUCACAAGCACACAUUCUCUGUAACCUCAGAAACUACGUAGCUGUACUGUUUGACCUCCUUUUUGACUUUUGAUUUAAACAAAUUUACACUAAAAUGAGUUUAUUAGGGCACAUGUGAGCACUGUAUUUAACAGAGGAGCUGGAAAGUAACCCAAGGAGGCAUAGUUUCUGAUGAAUCUACUUUUCUAUUAUCUGAACAAUAGUGCUUCUGUCUGAUACAUUUAGAUUAUAAGACUGAACUGAGCUUGUCAUUUUUAACACACACUACUUCCACUUUUUUAAGUGCCCUCUUAUGCAUUUCUUAUUGGCUGUCAUUUAAACAAUAGUCUGAAGUGUUAUUAGAUGGAGGCAGGUCUUGAAGUAUUUAAAGAAGGGCUGACCGUAUUGAACUUUUCCUGAACAGUACUUUAUUAGUACGCUUCCAUCUGAAAACAGUUGGUGAAGUGCAUUCAUCUCUUAAAAAUUAUCUUUUUGCCAAGGACUACCUAAAGAAAUUUUUUCAUGCACGUAGAAUAUGCACAAGUACUUUGACAGUCUUUCCCAGACUGCUUUUGAAGAAACCACAGAACUGCUUUUUAUAAAGCUGCAGUAUUUAUGCACAUUCUGAUGGUUAAUGUGUUAAUAUCACAUUGUAGGUUGAAGGUUUAACUUAACAUUUUAUUUAUUUUUUGCUUUGCUUCUUUGGUUUGAAUCAUUUCAAUGCAUUUCUUCUUGUUUUUGUAAUUAAAGUCUUUGUCAAAUGUCUCAAAACCUAACAUGACUGGUGAUAAAUUGUCAACAUCACAGGAACUUUACUACAUACGACAAAUUACUAGUUUGCCCCUUAAAGGAAACUUUUAAAGAUACACAUCGAUAUUUAUUUUAAACUGAAUAUAAAAGCAGAAAUAUAGGCAGGUAUUUUCUGGUAUAUUUUUAUGUUGAUGUUAAAUCCUAACCAAUGUAUGGAUGAUUGUUAUUGACUGUCAGAGAUGUGGAUUAACAUCCAUCGACCAUUGUGUGAAGAUUCUGCGUUGAUUUUCUACUCAUUAAAAUUGCAUGUUUAUAAUAGAGUUCCCCUCUAUACCAUUGUGAUGGAUCAAAGUUACAGUAUACAACUGGCCUAAUAACAUUUGCUCUGUUAAAGAGUAACUAAACCCUAAACCAACUUUUUUUAGUUAAUGAUCUGUAAGAAUGAAGCUUUAUUAGUGCUGUUCAUUGAUUUUAGUAAUUUUUUUGACAUUUGGAUAUAAAGUGUUUCAAUACUACAAUAUAUGGUGUAAAAACGUCUGAUUGCUGCCCUCUUCAGGUUGAACGGUGGCUACUGCAGUUGAAUUUUCCCAUUGGAUGUUGGGUCCAAAAAAUGACUCGUGACGUAAGCAGAUUCAAGCUCACCACGCCCUUGUUACGAUCUCACCACACACUUGAUACGAGCUUAGUUCGUCCCCUCUAUCUUCGUUGGGAUCUGCCCACUUUUCUUGCAUUUUUCAAAUAUUGCAGUGGGUGGAGUCAGGCUCUGACCAGGGGUUUAGUUACUCUUUAAACACCUACAGACUUGUGGAUAAAAAUAUUUGCACCGUUGGUAAAUGUGAGCAAAGAAAGCUGUAAAAAUAAAUCUACGUUUCUUCUUUUGAGCUUCAAUAAAAAAAAUUGCUCAUAUUUACCAGGGGUGCCAACUACCAAUAUUUGUGUCCACAACUGUGUUAUGUUUUUUAUUUAGAAAUUUAGAUUGAUACAGUUGUCAUGUAAUUCUGACAAAGUUAAAAUCACAUACCUGUGUUAGUUUUUACCUAAUUUUACAUUCAGGGCUCACUUCCUAUUUCUAUUAUCUGUUUUUUGUUAUAUUCAACAGGGUAAAACGUUACCCAUCUCAAAAUGACAAAAUUCAGCACACUUUCACCAUAAUACUCGGACCAAUAGAUUGGCCUGUUAAACUGUUAUUUUAGUUUAUAAGUUUGCAUUAUAGGUUCUAGAAACACUAAAACACACUCUAAAAAAAUGGUGGGUUGCUAUUACCCAGGUUUGGGUCACUAUUGGACAGAACACACUGCAGGAUUAAAAUGACCCAACUGCUAGGUUGUUUUAACCUAACUACUGGGUUGUUUCAAUUCAUGGUUAAUUGACAUUAACCCAGCAGUGUGUUUUGUCCAAUAGUGACCCAACCCUGGGUUAAAAACAACCCAGCACUUUAGAUUAUAUAACUUAAAGGCCCCAAACGUAACUCUGUUGGCUUGACAAUAAUACAAAAGUAACACUAACUACACAUUAACCUAAAUACAUUGUGAGCAUAUCCUUUGGUCUUUAGGUUUACUUUUUUUCUAUAUAAAUUUUCAGAAAUACUAAUGAGCAAUUUUGUGUUGAUUUCAAUAAUGAACAAAUGUUUGUACAACAGACACAUCAGUUGUGCACAGUGCACACAUCUUAAAUGCUGGCAAACCGGACACUAAACACAAUCUACUGCAAUAUGAACAUUUCUGCUAAUGUCUUUUAUUGUAUUUAUUAUGAAACUUGUUGUCUUUUUUUAAUCUUGUAGGCCUGUAUGAUUUUUACAUUAUUUUUGUAUUUUAGAUGAUUGUAUGUAAUGUGUAAUCUGGCAGUUAGUAUAUUUCUCCAAUUGAAGUAGUAGAAGGCUAUGUACUUUAUUUUGUGUGGGAUGGAGCUUCUUGACAAUAUCAUUUUUUUUUUAUUAUAUGUUUAGGGUGUGUUUACGAUAAAGAUUCCUGUUACUUAUAAAUGUGUGGAAGUUUCUUUUCCACAUGUGAAUGUCUGGCGAAACAACAACUGGCAAGUGCUUUAAUGCUAUAUUUUUACUGGGCCUGUAUAAAAUGUAUAUAUAAUGUGUAUAUACUGCAGUAAGCAAGUCACGAGAAUGCCUUUUCUCUUGCGUGGUGUUUGUUGCCUGUUUCUCAUUUCAUCUUUCAGUGACGUGGUGAUGGUAUUUUUCACAUUGUCUUUCUGAUUUGAAAAAGAAUAAAAAUAUUUUUCAAACUU